This is a messenger RNA of Trypanosoma theileri, 1260 nucleotides long. RefSeq lists its product as uncharacterized. The record is from RefSeq and is a predicted model, not a curated record. The transcript has a single exon. Lineage: Eukaryota; Euglenozoa; Kinetoplastea; Trypanosomatida; Trypanosomatidae. Bases 1 to 1260 code for a protein of 419 amino acids.
AUGACAACGAUGUUCGUCCAACUGCGCCGCGUGGUGUACCUGUUGGUACUUGUGCAGUGCUGUACGUGUGUGGCAUAUGCGGAAAGUCGCUCAAGUGUAAAUGAGGAUUAUUUUAACCAGAAGGAUGAGGAGUUUAAAUAUAUGCGGAAAGUGUUAAUGGAGUUACGGAUUACUGCAGAAGAAUCUUCAUUUGCUUUGGAGAGUGGACUUGGUCGUUGUUAUGAUUAUUCUACACUUGCUGAUAAAGCUGUGGAGAAACUGAAGAGCCUCACCAAAAGAGAGGAGGCGGAGAUGAGUCCGAAUAACACUUCUACGAGUCCCAAGGAAAUGAAAGAACAGUGGAAGGAGGAGAAAGCUGCACUACAAGAAGCCAAAGUUGUCCUAUCUAAUGCCAAGUUAGCAGUGAACAAAACAAGAAAGGCGGCCAAAGAAAUUAACGAGACAUUAACUGAGAUGGAAAAACUUGCUAAGACUCUCGUCUCCGAUGCCAAUAAAUUUAUGCGUUCUCCUGCAGAUUUACCUCAUUUGUUGGCCGACAGGUAUUUCGAAGUGGAGAAGUUGGUUCUCGCUAGCAGAAAAGAAGGUGAAGACGCUCUGUCUUUCGCUGAUGAAGUGAAAUCGAGCGUUCAAAGGGGCUUGGAUGCUGCGGAGAAGGCGGAGAAGAACGCAGAAUCUCUGGAAUCGGAAGUGGAAUCUUUCCAGAAGUACUUGGAGAAACAUGGUCUUAAACCUGAAGACUCAACAACGGAUUCACAGCAGAAUAUUGCGGGGAAUAAAAAUGAAGAAAGCCAAUUGGAGAGCAGACACGAAAUGAAGACCAAUACGGAAGAAGAAAACACUGCACAACUGCAGCACAGCUCUCAUGAAGAGGUAAAGAAUGUGCAUAUGAACACGACAAAUAUCAAUGGAAUAACUAAAGAGUCCAGUAAUGAUGAAAGGGCGAAUAACAUAAAAACAAAGGAAAGCAAUACCACAACGCAAAAACGCGUGCCGGAUAGCCAAUCAAAUAAAGAACAGAGGAUGGAAGAUAAGGGCACGAAGGGAAUUUUUAAUAAAGACAAUAAAUCAUUGAAUACCUCUACUACUACUAAUGUUGUGGAUUCUCAUAAAAUGUCAUCUGAUUCUUCUUCUUCUUCAGUUUCAAUCCAUUUGAAUGUUACACAGCUAAGUGACAGCAGCAGCAGUCCUGCAUUGGUGCACAGUCCCUUAUUGCUGCUUCUUGUUUCGAUGUGUGUGCUAGGCUGCACUGUCGUUUGCUGA